CUCGUUGAAGUUGUUCUGGUCGGUUCUGCUGCUAGCGCUGUAGCUCUGUUGUGCCGCUUGCAGUGCCACAGUGCCACUGCCAUUCGCAUCAAUUGAGGAGUGUCACCGAAGCGCAUAUCAUCAACGAACUGCGUAGCCACUGAAUUACGAAAAAUUGUUUCGGGACGAGAGGAACGAAAUUAAAAUCAAUCGAACGAACGAGCAAAGAUGAAAAUCGCCGUACUCGGUGCUGGUUGCGUGGGAGUGACGACGGCUCUCGAGCUCCAGAGAGAAUUACCACAGGCACAGAUCAGCCUUUUGGCCGCAGAUUUCGAGGGUAUAACGAGUUUCGUGGCCGCUGGCAUAUUCCGAAUAGGCACGUCGUUCGCUGGUCCGAACGAGACCAUCACAAGACAAUGGAUCAAAGACUCGUACGAUUAUUACGAGGAAUUGAGCCGAUCGAGGGAUGCUUCGGAAAUCGGCGUUGCAGCCAUCUCCGGAUACAUGUUUUCCAACGAGUCGCCGGUAGUCGUUAUGAAUGAUUAUAUGGAGAAGCUCGUGCCGAUUUAUCGCAGAGCUACCGAGUCGGAGCUGCAAUUGACAGGCAACGUGUGGAAGUACGGCUCGUUCGUCUCGACUUUGGUGACGCAGCCCGACAUUUACGUUCCUUGGGCGAUAAGCAAAUUAAAGGCCAACGGCGCGCAGAUUAAGCGACAAAAAGUCAAUUCGUUCAAGGAGAUCGCCGCGGAUUACGACGCAAUCGUGAAUUGCACCGGCCUCGGGGCUAAGCGGCUUUGCUCGGACCGCGCCAUGGUGCCGAUCAAGGGCCAGGUGAUCAAGGUGCGGGCUCCCUGGCUCAAGACCUUCUUCUACGGCGAGCUCAACACUUACGUAGUGCCCGGCGUCAACGGCCUCGUCACUCUGGGCGGUCAGCGCGAGUUCGACUGCUCGGAUCUGAGCAUCUGUCCGUACCAGUCGGCGGCCAUCAAGGAUCGCUGCGACCGACUCGUGCCGGGCUUGAGCAAAGCCGUGCAAGUGUCCGAGAAAGCUGGCCUAAGGCCGCACCGAGAGACCGGAGUCCGAGUCGAGGCGGAAAGGUUCAGCGAUGGUCCAGGCAGCAGCACCUUGAUUGUUCACAAUUAUGGUCACGGAGGCUACGGCAUAUGCACAGCCCCAGGAACUUCGAAAUACGCGGUGACAAAGUUGAAGGAACUUCACAGUUCCACGGCGAAGCUUUGAGCAUACUCAAAAUUAUUUGAGC
Trichogramma pretiosum is the source of this 1240-nucleotide messenger RNA. It is a transcript of the gene Daao1, whose product is annotated as D-aspartate oxidase. Gene Ontology annotation, molecular function: D-amino-acid oxidase activity; FAD binding. The record is from RefSeq and is a predicted model, not a curated record. The coding region runs from base 208 to 1218 and encodes 336 amino acids. The transcript is spliced from 5 exons. NCBI's taxonomy places the organism in Eukaryota, Metazoa, Arthropoda, Insecta, Hymenoptera, Trichogrammatidae.